CAUCGACCCACCCGUCAGUACUUCAGUAUCGAAAUGAAACUGCCGUGCAUCCAGACACCUGUUUAGCAGACAACCCUUGUCAACUCGUCAUGAAGAAAAACUUAAAAACUCGUUUCAGCCUUCAAGCUUUCUUCGCCACACUUCUUCGUCCAUUCACGUCAGAUUCUCCUACUGACGUUCCUGGGCUUUUCGGUUUGGUGGAGAGCCGCACCGAUUUGGCAGCAUGGCAGAUACUGCUCAUGUCUACUCAUCUUUCCCUACAAUGUAGGCUCAAACGGGCCACGUAUUGCAAAUGCAACCGUUACAAACAGCACGAGUUUUUACUCUUGCAUUUUCGUCAUUGGAAUUCUGAGUCCGCAGUUGCUACCGUGGUCAUAGAACGCGUUCCUAAGCAGGACCCGGGCGACAAUUCCUCGUCAAAACUCAUUCAUACGUCCAAUUUAAUUUCCCCUUCAGCUUCUGAAACUAUUGCCCAUGAUGUUGUAUGUACUUUUAGCCAGGGUUCGACAUUUCUGCGGUACUUUGCGGACGCCUACACUCCGUUUACCCAACUUCAUACGCUUGACUUCCCUCCUCUGGCAUGUCCGUCGGCGGCACAGAUAUCAAUCCUCUUGUCUGUGGUGAAUGAACAAGCCCCGAACUACCAUCUUCACCAGAACCAACGUUACUGGUUUUCAUUCACCGUGUGGGAGACUUUGAAAAAGCUCUUCCCUGAUUCCAUUGAAAUGCACAACACUCCCAUUGACCAGCGCUCUCACUACUGUGGGCUUGCUAUCCAGAAGGCUGAUAGUGUGGAAGCUGUGUGCAGAGAUUACGGUGUGAGAUGGAGGAAUAUAGAGAAUAAAGAGGAACUAAAGAGAAAGGCAGAUGAAGCUAAAGAGCGACAGCUCUACACGUCCGGUAUGGAGCAAGGUCUCGCACAAGGUCUCGCACUUGCACAAGGUCUCGAACAAGGCCAAGCGGAACUAGACCGAAUGCAAACAGAAAUUAAUGAAUUGCAAGCAGCGCUCAGCGAAAGUACUAGAUAUUCUGCAGAACAAAAGAGCCGCACAUAGACUUUGGGCGCGGACAUUGGUGUGCGUCGAAUGGAGAAAAUAUUGCAGCAGCAACGGCUCCGGACAUGAUUGUAUAUUGCGAGGUCAUUUGGCUUCGGUCGCACACAGCAGCAUUUGCCGUGAUUUUUCUUUCUUUCAGUCACUCUAGACAAAACCAAGCAAGGUGUUCCACUUACUAAACCACGACACGCUGGACCGCCCAUAUUGACCAGCGGUUGUUUUAUGAAUGUGGUGCCUAUUGUCAACCAAUGAGAAUAUUCGCUCCAACAGGGCGUGAGCCUAAAUGCAGUAGCCGCAGCCCUAUGUCCACUGCACAGCAGCCUCGAGUCUGCUAUAUAGGAAAUUUAGAUACCACUGGUGUGUUCUAGUCUGCCGUAGUCAGACUUUGACAGAAGACAGUCGUGGUGUGUGUUCACAAGUCGCAGGCUGUCGCGGUUGCAAGGGGUUAGGUUUAACCGUUUGGUUGAACAUGCGUGGUUG
Molecule: messenger RNA, 1535 nt
Organism: Suillus clintonianus
Lineage: Eukaryota; Fungi; Basidiomycota; Agaricomycetes; Boletales; Suillaceae
Exons: 3
Coding region: 90-1055 (321 amino acids)
Source: RefSeq, a predicted model, not a curated record